GCGCUGGGAAGGAGGGCGGGAGGGAAAGGAGGGAGGGGGGAGGCGGCCGGUGCCCGAUCCAAGAUGGCGGUGCAGGAAUCAGCCGCUCAGCUCUCAAUGACUCUGAAGGUGCAGGAGUACCCCACUCUCAAGGUGCCGUAUGAAACCCUGAACAAACGAUUCCGGGCUGCCCAGAAGAACAUUGACCGCGAGACCAGCCACGUCAGCAUGGUGGUGGCCGAGCUGGAGAAGACGCUCAGCAGCUGUCCCGCCGUGGACUCUGUUGUCAGUCUGCUGGAUGGGGUUGUUGAGAAGCUCAGCGUUCUGAAACGCAAGGCCGUGGAGUCCAUCCAGGCCGAAGAUGAGAGCGCCAAGCUGUGCAAGCGCAGGAUCGAGCACCUGAAGGAGCACAGCAGUGACCAGCCCGCCGCCGCCAACAUGUGGAAGAAGAAGCGCAUGGACCGCAUGAUGGUGGAGCAUCUGCUGCGCUGCGGCUACUACAACACAGCUGUCAAACUGGCCAGGCAGAGCGGCAUCGAGGAUUUGGUAAAUAUUGAGAUGUUUUUGACUGCUAAAGAAGUGGAAGAGUCAUUGGAAAGACAAGAGACUAUGACUUGUUUGGCUUGGUGUCAUGACAACAAAUCCAGACUCAGAAAAAUGAAGGGGUGCCAAACUGAGCUGAAGAUGGGAUGCAAAAGUCAAUGGGGCAGUGAUUGUUCUAGAGAAAAUGGAGGUCUUGUUAUGGAAACCAUUAAAGGACAACCAGAAUUGAGCUGUCUGGAGUUCAGCCUCAGGAUUCAGGAGUUCAUUGAACUCAUUCGACAGAACAAGAGACUGGAUGCUGUGAGACAUGCAAGAAAGCACUUCAGUCAGGCUGAGGGCAGCCAGCUGGAUGAGGUUCGACAGGUGAUGGGGAUGUUGGCCUUUCCUUCAGACACCCACAUCUCUCCCUAUAAGGAUCUCUUGGACCCUGCUCGAUGGAGAAUGCUGAUCCAACAGUUCAGAUAUGAUAACUACAGACUACAUCAGCUGGGAAACAAUUCUGUUUUUACUAUAACACUCCAGGCAGGCCUUUCAGCUAUAAAAACACCGCAGUGCUACAAAGAGGACGGCAGCUCCAAGAACCCCGACUGCCCCGUGUGCAGCAAAUCCCUGAACAAGCUGGCACAGCCCCUGCCCAUGGCGCACUGCGCCAACUCGCGGCUGGUCUGCAAGAUCUCGGGGGACGUGAUGAACGAGAACAACCCUCCCAUGAUGCUCCCCAAUGGAUACGUCUAUGGCUACAACUCUCUGCUUUCUAUCCGUCAAGAUGACAAAGUAAUUUGCCCAAGAACCAAAGAAGUCUUCAACUUCUCACAAGCUGAGAAAGUGUACAUCAUGUAGGUGUGUGCGCCACAGGAUGAAGUGCCCGGGAUUUUGACACAGAGUAUCUUGGCGUGCCCUGCAAAGGGGGGGCCUUAAUGUGUGGCAAAGAAGCAAAAGCUGCCACCUGGGGAGCAGACCUGUCGUGGCAUUAUUGUUUCUUGCGACCAAAGAUCAAUGAGCAACAAUAAACACUCUUGAAAGGAGGAAAAAAAAAAAAAAAGGAAGAGAGGAAUUAUGACUUAAGUUUGUACUUGAAUAAAAUACACAAAAACAAAUUUUGAUUGUUAAGGUUUUGUAACAUAAGGUCAAAAAUUGGACUCUUCUCAAAGAAAAGUACUUUCAUCUUCUAAAGGAUAGCUUUCUUUAAAGAUGGACACUUGCACUGGGGGAAAACUUAGACCAGAUUUGAAAUGAAAUCCAUUUUUCUUCCCUCUUUUUCACAAUUGUCCAAGACCCUUUUGUUAUCAAAGAUCUCAGUACUACCAACGUGUUCUCCUUUAAGCUCCUCUUUGCCUUCUUUGUGAUCCUCUGGUGAAGUAAUCCUGAACGUGAAUGAUGUAACUUAUUUCCAUGGGAAGAUAUUUUUGAUGUCUUUGACACGAGGUGGCUUCUCUGGAGGAUCAGAUAGGGACUGCUUUCAAGGAGUAUGAAGUCUUUUUCCAAACCCAAAUAUUUUAAGGAGGUUGCAUAAGUAUCAAGAAGAACUGAGAACAUUUCAGGCAAAAUCCAAUGCUUGUUUAAAUGUUCUUUUUCCAGUCUACCAUAGUGUUAAAGUCCUUCUAAAGUUAUUAGUUAUGUGCAUAGGGUUCAAUAUGAAAUCAUUAGUGCUACUGCCUUAUUUCUUGCUUUGAGAAUGUACUCACAUGACAAUGAGCUGGUAUUCUUAAGUGUUGGGCGAAGUUUCUGAAGAUGCCUUGCAGGAUGAUUACAUAAUUUUAGGGUCUAAAUAGUAUUCAUUACUGAAACUAAUAGUUCAAUUUUAACAACUGCAGAACACAUCCUUAUGACUUUUCAAAAGAAUUAAACCAUUGUAGUUUAAACAGAACCAUAUUGUAGAGGUUUGUAUUUAGCGCUUAUUUUUGCAUGUUGAUGUUGAUUAGCUAAUAAAAGAUUGUAAAUGUAAGACAUGUUAA
Messenger RNA from Zonotrichia albicollis (white-throated sparrow), 2477 nucleotides. Lineage: Eukaryota; Metazoa; Chordata; Aves; Passeriformes; Passerellidae. The record is from RefSeq and is a predicted model, not a curated record.